AUGGCACCAUCUCCCAUCAUUACGCAUCUUGUCCAUCAAUCUCUUUUGAAAACUCAUGAAAGCAGAAUGAUGGCUGCUGAUAGUGGGGCUACGACACCAAUGGGGACUGAUGUUACGGUAACCGCCAAUGGAGAUCAGAAGCAGCCAGCACUGGGUGGAACCGGGGCUGUGGCGGUACCUGCUUCAUCUACCCACGUGACCACUAGCAACAGUACCGAAACCACGACCGAUAAAGGUGGAAACGAAGUCGAUGAUAGCUCCACAGUGACCCCAGAAAACAAUGAUUCUAGUGAAAACAACAAUCUGGAUGUCAAGGAUGAAGCCGGGGAGGAUCUCAAUGAUGAACCUCAGAAAACUUUUCCACAAAGGCUUAUGGAAAUGCUUAGUGAUGAGGCCAGCAAGGAUGCCAUUACUUGGUUGCCGCACGGGAAAGCCUUCAUCAUCUACAAGAAAAAGUCUUUCUCAGAAGAGGUACUCCCUAGGUACUUCAAGGCGUGCAAGUAUACAUCCUUCACUCGAAAGCUGAAUCGAUGGGGCUUCACACGUGUGACCCGGGGACCCGAGAUGGGAAGCUACUUCCACCCCAAGUUUCUCCGAGAUGACGCCCAUCAGUGCCUUCAGAUGUGCAGUAAUAGCGGGGCCAACCCUGCCAAGUUCGCACAACUGAUGUUUCCAGGAGGACAGGCGGCAACUCAGAACAUCUUCCCAAUGAUGCCCGGCGGACUGCCUGGAGGGAUGCCUACCAUGCCCAUGGUCGGCUACUUCCCAGGGAUGCCAGGGAUGAUACCUUUUGGAAUGUCGAAUCCUGUGGCUCCCUCCACACCUGGGACUACUGCGGCACCGAUGGAUGCGAAUACAGCACUGAUGAUGCAGCAGCAGCAAAUGGCCAUGAUGCAACAGAUGCAACAGUUCCAGAUCCAGCAGAUGCAUCUCCAGCAGCAAAUGCAGCACGGGACCACCAGCACAACUGCUGCAGCCACUGCGAGUACGCCGACUGCGACUCCAGUGUUCUCUGCAGUGAGCAACCCUAUCGCUUCGGUGAAUUCCCUUGGCACUGCGAUUGGUGCCCCAGCUGUACCGGUUGCUACGACAACCCAAGCCGUCAUGGCUCCCGGGGCUUCGAAAAGUGAGACGAUGGCAGCUGCUCCACAGCCUACCAUUAUGAUAUGGGCGCCUCCCAUGCCGCAACCGCAGGCUCAGAAGCAGCCAGCGGUUCCACACCAGCCACAAUCGCAGGCACCCGUCCCUACGCAACCGGAGGCACCGGUACCAGCACCUCUGCCUCAUCAGCAAGCCCCGACGCUACAUCAAGCCCCAGCUCCACAAGCCCCAAUGCCUCACCAUCAGGCACCGGCAACUCACACGCAAGAACCACAGUCUCCUUCAAAGUAUCCACAAAGUAGUCAACACCAUGCGCCGAUCUCGGCUCCACAGGUCCACACAAGACAAACCCAGUCAACCCACCACGGACAAGAAGCCUUGAAGAAUGUUCAGCAACAAGAACAGAGGAGACAGGAAGCACACCAGCCACAAGGUGGUUCUCACCACCAUCAGAUUCCAAGUCAGACCCCUCAUGGGGCACAACAGCCAGGGCAAGCUCCACAGACACAGCAUGGUUCUCAUAGCCAUCACUCACACAUGCAGCCUCAACAUCCUGGGGCACAGAGCCAAGCUCAGCCCCAUGGGCACCAGCAAGUGCAGCACCAACCUGCUCAAACCCAGCACACCUCCCACCCUGUACAACACAAACCUGAGAGCCAGCAUCAGCACACACAACCACAAACCUAUCACCACUCUGAUGUACAAAAUACAACAGGACAUGCCCACACAAUACAUCAGCACAACAGUGGACAUAACUAUCAAGUGCAACAAGGACAUCCACAAGGAUACCACCAGACUGUACAAUACCAGGGGCAACAAGUAGAUCAUGCACCACAGCAACAGCCACAAGCACAAGCACAGCAAAGUCAAUCACAGCAGUACUAUCACCCGCAGCAGUACCAUCACUCACAAGAACAGUCUCACCAAGACGCUUCUCAGUCAUCACAAAUGUAUGCCUCCUCUGGUCAGAGCAUGAAUGGGGAACCACACAUGUUACAUUAG
Messenger RNA from Seminavis robusta, 2103 nucleotides. Lineage: Eukaryota; Bacillariophyta; Bacillariophyceae; Naviculales; Naviculaceae. The record is from the annotation of a GenBank genome assembly.